Messenger RNA from Punctularia strigosozonata HHB-11173 SS5, 1413 nucleotides. RefSeq lists its product as uncharacterized. The transcript is spliced from 3 exons. Bases 1 to 1413 code for a protein of 470 amino acids. NCBI's taxonomy places the organism in Eukaryota, Fungi, Basidiomycota, Agaricomycetes, Corticiales, Punctulariaceae. The record is from RefSeq and is a predicted model, not a curated record.
AUGCCGCCACCCACGGCGACCGUAGGCGUGGUUCCUACGCCGCGCACACCAAGACUCGUGGAAGACAUAAAAGAGCACGAUACCACGAUCUAUGCUACCUCACCACCUGGAUGCGCCACACCGUACAAUUUUGUGACGCCGGGCCCAUACGCUAGGCUAAUCCAGCACCCCUCGGUGUCUAGUCCAUAUCCGCCUUCAGUCUCUCUUGCUGCGGUUGGACAGGGCCUAUACCAUUCAUCCCCGUCCAAUCUCAAUGCUCAAGUCACGGAUCCGUUUGCCCGGCCGGGUCCGUACGCCAGACAAACACCAUCUUCCGACCUUGCAACGCCUUCCUACCGAGGUCCUGGAAGGGUAUCUCCCAGUUUCUCUCCUAUACCGGGAAACUCUCGAGUGGAGACUACGAUUCUAGCACUUCGUACUGAUCGUCGUCCAUUCUCGACUGCCGUGUUUAACGGCGAAAGUUCCCCGUUUCUUGGACAGUUCCACGAUGACCUUGACGGCGGUGGGGCUUACCGAGCCGAUCACCAUCCCGAGUGGUUCAUCCACGACACACCGUCAGCGCCGAACAAUAUUCCUGCGUCGCCUAAACACUAUCUGUCCCAACCUGCCACUCGCGACAUCUACGUCAAUGAUCCAGUGCUCUAUCAUGCCGGGGAGGAAACGCAUGUCAGAGCCGGCUCGCAAGACGAGUUCGCAGUGGAGGUCGACUACGAUACAUUGGACUUCGAAUGGCGACCGCUCAAGAGGAAGAAUGUCGAUUCUCGUCGUUCAUCUUCACCAACCCCCGAAACUUUCCUGACGCAAUCACUCAAGGAUCGUUCGGUGUUGGGGUACAGCGAGGUGGAAUGGCCUACUCAUCUGCGAGGCACUCGGCCCCAUGGGCACAUUGCUCGUAUUCACCAGGCGAAGACUGUGGUAUCUCUCACUCCCCCGUACGAUGAAGGGUUGGCAAGCUAUGAGGGGGCCGGACCAGAUAUGACGCUGAAUGUCUUCUACCAGAGUCAUCAUGACAGCCCGCCGCCGACCCUUCGUCAAAUGCAACCUUCAUCUGAGGAGCGGGUGCCUAUCGCUACAUCGUCGAGCUCCAGUCUUCGUAGUAACACGCCCGACGUGAAUGAGGAUCACACGGGAUCGCCAUCGAAUGCAAAAGAGCCCGCAGGUCCUGCGUUUGCUCCCGCACCAGGAGUGUAUGUUUCACCUCUACGAACUCCCGCCACACAACCUCCACCAGCGACCCCUUCAUUGAAAGCCGAGACUGAUGAAGUGGAAACACCGAAGAUGAAACCGAUAUCGGCAUUUGCCUGCCGACUGUCCGUCAAUGGCGUCGUAGUUGAUUCAACUACAGCAAGUGUAUCACCACAGUCGGAAGACAGCAUCGAAUCAUGGACAGAGGACGCGGGCAUCAUUCAGUAG